UCGCUUGCUGCGUUUCGCUUGCCAAACGUCAUGUUGUGGAGAAAACUGCAAUUCUGUCAUUUCGAUAAUAAUAAAUGAACGAUUGAGAAAGUAAAGCCAGAGAGAACGACAGCAGUAGAAACGCGAAUAAGUGCAGCGCUCGAUCGAAAAUAAAAACACCGUCGUAAUGGCUGGCCUGGUCCAGGACUGUUUCUCUAUCGGCAGCACGGUAGAGUGUACGACGUGCUACAAUGCCAACAUCGAGGGCGAGGUGUUGGCGUUCGAUCAGCAAACGAAAAUGCUCAUACUAAAAUGCCCUUCGGCGAGUAAAUCCGCAAAACUGAACGACGUCUACAUCGUCAAUCUAGCAAUGUGCAGCGAUGUUCAGGUGAAAAAGGAAGUCUGCAUAGUUCCGGAGCAACCGCUGUCGUUAAAUCUGGAACGCUUGAGCACCCGCGCCAGGAAUCAGGUGGAACAGAAACGACUCCAGCUAACUGCGCUUUCUGCCGGCGUCAGUCCCGAAGGUCAGAACCUUUACAUGGCUAUCGCACGCACUAUCAAACAGGUCACCUGGUCCGGUCCAAAUAUUGUGGUCUGCAAAGACGUAACGAUAACACCUCCAUACAAAGUAGACAACGUGAACAGUUCCGACCAGCGACAGCUGAGCUACGUGAAGAAGAUCGUGGAAAAACACGAAAACGAUCAAGCCAACAUAAAUCAAAGCACAUCGGCGGCAGACAUUGCUGCGAAUUGAUUGCCCCGCCGUGGGGAAUUGCUGGUCGGUACGGAUAUCGCGGGCGUGUAUGGUGAUGGCCGAGCCAAGGAUCAAACCGUGAAUGUACUUUGUGCGAAUGUGACGUGUACCAGGAAGCAUUCUUCGGGCAGGGCCAGUAUGCUUGGUUGAUGAUGAAUGGGCGGUUUUUGGAUGGCUAGGAUCUGGAUAUGGUUAGGCGGUUAGCGAAGAAUAGAUCGAGUAAAAUCACAACAACAACAAAAAAAAACAAUAAACAUAAACAGUGAAAAGGUAA
Molecule: messenger RNA, 1007 nt
Organism: Anopheles funestus (African malaria mosquito)
Lineage: Eukaryota; Metazoa; Arthropoda; Insecta; Diptera; Culicidae
Gene: Lsm12a
Product: LSM12 homolog A
Exons: 5
Coding region: 167-733 (188 amino acids)
Source: RefSeq, a predicted model, not a curated record